UGCGUUUGGAACGUACGUUUGAAGCCCGUUUAUUUUAUCUAUUAUUCAUGCACUGGAGCUAUUCAUAAUGUAGCUGUCUUGUUUAUUAAACAAUAUCAUUCUGUUGAAAUAUGGUAUGACUGGUUAAAAAAAACAAAAAAACAUUUUAUUUAUUGUAAGCGUUCAGAACGCUGGAUCGCUCGUUUUUUGGAACUCAGAGGUGCGUCCCUGAAUUGCUGUCUAUGUAGGCAGCUAACUAGGAUUUAAGACACAGCCAUUUCAGAAAGCGUCUCUGGCACAUGGGCUUUAUGAGAUCGCUCGCUCGCUCAGAAGCAUUCUAACGGGACUAAUCCUCGUCUUACAGGCGUCAGCUCGUGCAUGCCACAGUAACCAUCAACAACAACAGCAGCAGCAGCAGGCAAUCAUGACUAUAGACGCGUCCGUUAUUUUGUCCGCACUUUUCUUUACGAUUAUUGCCAUUAUAGUCGCAUCAGCGUUCCUGGCGAAGAAACCUGCGCAAAAGAAAGAACAGAAACAGAAACAGCAUGAGGAGAAAUCAGAGCGGGUUACUGAGUAUCACCAGCCCAUAACAGAACAACCAGCUCCAGCUCCAGCACAGGAGGUGAUUAUUGAAAAGAAAAGGGAACAACCCGUUCCUGUCGCUCCUGUCGCAGAAGCUGAAGUCAUCCCCGCGCAACAAACUCCUGUACAGGCAGUGGUAAAGGCUGAGGAGGAGAUCGCUGUUGAGCCAAAAAAGGAAGAGUCUGCUGCAGUCGCGCCUGUAAUUGAGGAAGUUGGUUUAGUAGAGGAACAGCCUGCAGUUGAACCUGAGAUCGUCCCCCUUCAAGAAACACCUGUCCGGGCAGCUCCAGAGCCUGUACACAAAGAAGUCACAGCACCUGCACCUGUGGAAGAGCCCGUCCCUGUGCUAGAGCCUGAGCAAGUACCCGCCUCGUCACCAGAACCAGUAGAAGAACCAGUGAAGGAGUCUGUCCCAGAACCAGAACCACAGCCUGAACCAGCAUCUGAACCCACCCCAGAACCAGUUUCUGUUCCAACCUCUGAACCAGCGCCUGCAUCCAUCACAGAGCCAGCGUCCGCACCAGCAGCCGAAUCUCUUUCAGACAUCCUAGAGAAUAAUGAUGUAGCAGCUGCUUUACUGAUGGAUGAGGUCGAGACCCCCGCAGUCGUGCCCGGUAAUAAGAGGAUGACCAAGGAGGAGAUGGAAGAGGAGCAGAGGAUAGAGUUCACAAAUGACUUUACAGCUCUUUAACAACACCAGGCAGUAUGCCUGUGUCAGACCACUGGGUACAGCAGGAGCAGCUGGCUGCCAUCUUCAAACUGCUCCGAGAGAAUCAGGACACGUUUGGAGAGAUGACAGAGGGAGAAGUGGAGGAACAACUCAAACUUUACUCACUUUAGUCUGACCACACACACACACACCGUUAUAUUUAGGACAGAACAUGGGCUUCUCACACUGCACUUGACCCCAGUUAACAUCUGUAGCACUGUUUAAAUUUACUAUACUGUACCUACUGUCACAGACACUCCAGCGCUCUAUAAAGUAAUUGUUGGAUUAAGGGUUGAGCAGGAUUUAAUGCUUGUAAUUUGGAAAGAGGUUCACGUUCAACCCUAAAAUGUUAGUGUGAAAAGCUCAGCUUGAUCUCUGCAUGAUCACUGUGUGAAACUACAGAUACUGCAGUGUCCUCAUGACCAUAUCAGCUGAACUUUUUACUGUUUUCUAGUUUUUUAGUGCGUGAAUGGGAAAUGUAAAUAGUAAGUGUUCUUGCAUUUCUUUUGGUGUUGAUAUGGAUUAAUGUUUCAUAAACUAAUUCUAAUCUACUAUAUAGAAUUCACAUUGCAAAUUCAAAAUAUUUUACUGCUGCAAUUUCUAUGUAGCCGAGAUUGUUGUUAGCCUAGUCUUCUUGUUUGUUUCUGUCUACUUGAAGAAAAAAUAUAUAUUAAAAUAGGAUUUGUAUUUCCUGUUA
Molecule: messenger RNA, 1967 nt
Organism: Cyprinus carpio (common carp)
Lineage: Eukaryota; Metazoa; Chordata; Actinopteri; Cypriniformes; Cyprinidae
Source: RefSeq, a predicted model, not a curated record